AUGAAACAUUUGGGUGAAGCUAAUGCGUUUCUGAGCAUACAAAUAAAGAAACAGCCAUCACGGUACUUUCUAUCUCAAUCCCAAUAUACACUCUCAAUUCUUCAACAGGCAAACAUGCUUGGAUGCAAGCCUUUGUCAAAUCCAACGGACACCAAGAUGCCUGCUGCAUUCUCCAACAACUCCGAAAUUUCCGAUCCAGGAACCUAUCGACAACUUACAGGAGCUUUGCAAUAUUUAACGUUAACUCGUCCCGACAUAGCUUUCAACGUUAAUCUUCUUUCCCAACACAUGCAUAGUCUGCUUCCUCAACACAUAUAUCUCCUCAAACGACUACUCUGUUAUCUCAAAGGUACGAUUAACUAUGGUUUACCCAUUACAAAAAGUAACCUUGUUCUUCAUUCAUUUUCAGACGCGGACUGGGCUGGCGAUCUCAUCUCAAGAAAAUCCACAUCGGGUUAUUGUUCAUUUCUGGGCAAUAACAUAAUCUCUUGGACCGUCAAGAAACAACACACCGUCGCACGAUCCUCGACGGAAUCCGAAUACAGGUCCCUUGCGGCACUUACAGCUGACAUUAUCUGGCUCAAAAGAAUUCUAGCAGAUUUCGGUGUGGACUCUGACCAUCCGACAGACCUGUUCUGCGACAAUACAUCGGCCAUCGCUCUCGCCAACAACCCGGUGUUUCACGCCAGAACUAAACAUAUUGAGAUCAAUCAAAGAUUUCUAAGGGAUCAAAUCACAAACCACAACAUCCGGUUACUACCUAUCAGUACGGUUGAUCAAACAGUCGAUAUACUAACAAAACCUCUCUCAACUCCUCGAUUUCAUUAUCUUAGACUCAAACUAAGCGUCUCACAAGACCCAUUAGUUUGA
Molecule: messenger RNA, 870 nt
Organism: Dendrobium catenatum
Lineage: Eukaryota; Viridiplantae; Streptophyta; Magnoliopsida; Asparagales; Orchidaceae
Exons: 1
Coding region: 1-870 (289 amino acids)
Source: RefSeq, a predicted model, not a curated record